AGGCGCGGACUGGCGGGCGCUGCGGGAGGAGCUCGCCGAGCUCGAGCUGCUGGCGAGGCAGGGCAUGCUCGCCGAGGCGGCGCCCGCGGGCGGCGUGGCCGCGGCAAGGACCGACCCUGCGGCGGCGGGCGCGUGCACUGCCUGGCGCGUGCCCCCUGGGGCGCGUGGCCGCGGCCGCGGCCUCGCUGCUGCUGUGCAUCAUGACCGGAGGCGAAUGUAAGCAGUGGUGGGCGGACGCGGCCCACGAGAUGCGCCAGGACGCCCUGAGUGUAGUCGAGUGGACGUCGACAACGUGGCCUGUGCUGCACCUCUUGGGGCACGUCGCCGUCGCCGUGGCCGAGGAAGGGGGGAUCCGACCUGCGACGAUAUUGACGGUGACGCCGACUGGCCCGUGCUGCGCCGGGAGGCUCAGGACAGACGUCUUUGGAGAAGGGACGAACGAGGGCAUCAGAGCGAUCUUCGGCACCACUCUGAGCAAGCCAUUUGACACCUCUUGUCCAGCUGGGUUCCAGUGGGUGGCCACCGUGAAGAUGUCCCUCUGCGCGCGCCUGGAGGUCAAGUGCGCGCGGGGCACCGCAUCGGCGCGACGCCCCGAGGAGGUGGAGGUCACGGUCCGCCUCGGGGUUUUGUGUGCUAUCGCUGGGGGGCCAAAGCGCCGGGGCCAAAUGUCGGGGGGACUUGCAGGCGAGGCUCUCUGGGCCAG
This is a messenger RNA of Prorocentrum cordatum, 703 nucleotides long. NCBI's taxonomy places the organism in Eukaryota, Dinophyceae, Prorocentrales, Prorocentraceae. The record is from the annotation of a GenBank genome assembly.